AGAGAAAGGGUAAAAAUGGGAUGGGGAGGUGGAGUUCCAAAGAGGGGAGGUGCAGGCAUCAACGCCCAUUCAAUUUUCGUACUUUUCUCAUUGUCCCCUCCCAACUCCUACGGGCCUGUCCUGAACGCUAUUACACAGUUUCGGGAAAUGGAUCAAAUGAGAGGAAAAGACAUUGUCAUGGUUUCGUCGUCUGAAGAAGAAGGAGUAGAAGAGGAAGACGACGACGAUGAUGAUGAAGAAGUAGAAGAGGAAGAUGAUGAUGAUGAAGAAGAAGAUAGCGAUUUCGAUGAAGCAUCAGAAUCCGAAUCCGAAUCCGAAUCCGAUGACAAUGACGUUGACGAUUCCUCUCUCUCCGAUAAAGUCGUCUCCCUACUUCGAGAAGGAAAGGAUAUUCAAUCCUUGAAACUAAAGGAAUGCAAGGCUUAUCUACGGAAUCAUGGCCUGAGAAUAGCGGGAAAUAGAGAUAUUUGUGUUGCCAGGAUAAGGGAGCAUUGGAGGUUAAAAUACGGGAGUGGAUACACGCUCUACCCAAAAUCAUCCUUUACCAUUAAUUGUACCGGUGAUGUCUGCACGGGAGAUGUUGUACUGUUCAGACAAAAGGUUUAUGAAAAGUUUAGUAAAGUGACUAGGCAUGGAAAAGUUAUAGGAAACAGAACUGUUGCUGGCAGGGUUGUGAAGGAGAGCUAUGGUGCAGCUAAACAACAGCAUACCUUCACUGUGGAGGUGUUGUGGAGUAUUGGGGUUAGGAAAUUGCCUCCACUCUCCCCUUUACUCGUAAAGGGACGGAAUCUCUACAAACAGAAAACUUACAGACAGAGAUGGGAAAAUGAAGCUGAUAGAAUCGAAGUACUUCAUGAGAAGCACAGACGCGGUGCAGCAGCGAGAUCUAAGAGAGCGUUGAAGAACAAAAAGAGAAGUUGUCUUGCGAAUGAAUGUAGAGGUAAUUUUGGAUUUCAGCAGACGGGUCUGUUGCACUAUGUUAUAGUUUUUCACAGUAUUAGUGGAAGAUCCUCUGUAGAUAAUGUGAGGCACCAAGAUGGCUUCAGAAGAGCAAAUAGCUUUCAACCUCGAGCGACCACUUCAUCAACUCCAGUAACAUGGAAGGAGAAUGCAUCCUCAAGAGCGUCCAGAUAUACUGGAGGAAGUCAUCAUUCGGAUGAAUUUGACCGUUACCAAGUUCCAGUUUAUCCAUCAUAUGAUAGUUAUCCGCAAAGUACAUACCGAUAUCAUGUAAAUUCUCAAAGCAGGAACGUGCCAAGCGAAUUCUUUUAUCACAACAGAGGUCUAAUUCCACCUUACAGGCCUCCUGUUGGUAUUCCACCUUACAGGCCUCCUGUUGGUGAAUUCACAACUAGAUCGCAACACCUGGUAACCAACCAUAAUCGUCAUACCCAGACAAACCCAUACGACAUCGAAUUGAAGAAUUAUGGAGGGAGAAAGUACGGUAUAUGAUGUGAUCUAUUUUUCAUUUGGAAGACUCAGACUUAAACCAUUUUGAUUUCGCCUUUGAACAGUGGCAUGAUCUUAGGCUCCCCAGUUUUAGUUCACAUCACAGUGGAUGGAAUUUAAGUUUUUUUUUUCUGAAACGUUGGGUUUGGGUUAGGAUUUUUAGGAUGUACAGAUACUUCAUCGUAGUUAAUGAACCGAUAUACAAUCAUGUCAAAUAGAUGAUGCUCCUGAUAUGCUUUUGGAUACUUGUAACUAGUGUUGUUGACUAAAAAUUCUUUGAAAACUUUCUUCCAUAUAA
Molecule: messenger RNA, 1747 nt
Organism: Vigna radiata var. radiata (mung bean)
Lineage: Eukaryota; Viridiplantae; Streptophyta; Magnoliopsida; Fabales; Fabaceae
Product: zinc finger CCCH domain-containing protein 62
Exons: 8
Coding region: 16-1452 (478 amino acids)
Source: RefSeq, a predicted model, not a curated record